AAACUCUCUUUCGAGUUUCGUUAUUGGAGAUAAAGGAGGAGAAAUUCUCGUAGAGUUAAUAACAGUAAUUGUCGAUAAUGGAGAAGCUCUUCGUACCAUCAUUUCCCAAAACUUUUUUGAAUUAUCAGACACCUGCAAAGGUGGAGAAUUCGCCUGAAGUUCAUCCAAAAUCCAGAAAGAAGAAUCUAUCUUUCACCAAGAAGAAAGAACCCAAUAUCAUUCCCGACGAGCAAUUGGAUUACUUGUGUAGAAACGGGAGUCUGCUCGAAGCUGAGAAAGCUCUAGACUCGUUGUUUCAGCAAGGUUCCAAGGUAAAACGAAGCACUUACCUCAAAUUGUUGGAAUCGUGCAUUGAUUCUGGUUCUAUCCAUUUGGGUCGUAUCCUUCAUGCUCGGUUUGGUCUGUUUCCUGAACCUGACGUCUUUGUGGAGACUAAGCUGUUGAGCAUGUAUGCUAAAUGCGGGUGUCUUGUUGAUGCCCGUAAGGUGUUUGAUUCAAUGCGUGAGAGGAAUCUGUAUACAUGGUCUGCUAUGAUUGGUGCUUACUCGAGGGAGAAUCGGUGGAGAGAGGUCUCUAAGCUCUUUCGUUUGAUGAUGGAAGACGGUGUUUUGCCUGAUGAUUUCUUGUUUCCCAAGAUUUUACAGGGAUGUGCUAAUUGUGGAGAUGUUGAGACUGGGAAGUUGAUUCAUUCGGUGGUUAUAAAACUUGGGAUGAGUUCGUGUCUUCGUGUUAGCAACUCUAUUUUAGCUGUGUAUGCAAAAUGUGGUGAACUGGAUUUGGCUACAAAGUUUUUUAGACGCAUGAAGGAAAGAGAUGUGGUUGCUUGGAACUCAGUACUGUUAGCUUACUGCCAAAAUGGUAAACAUGAAGAAGCUGUAGAAUUGGUAGAAGAGAUGGAAAAGGAAGGAAUUUCUCCAGGGUUAGUUACUUGGAACAUAUUGAUUGGGGGUUAUAACCAGCUAGGGAAAUGUGAUGCUGCAAUGGAUUUGAUGCAGAAGAUGGAGAAUUUCGGUAUUACUGCUGACGUGUUUACGUGGACUGCUAUGAUUUCGGGUUUGAUUCAUAAUGGGAUGAGAUAUCAGGCAUUAGAUAUGUUUAGGAAGAUGUUUUUAGCGGGUGUAGUGCCGAAUGCAGUCACUAUUAUGAGUGCUGUGUCUGCUUGUUCAUAUUUGAAAGUUAUAAACCUGGGAUCAGAAGUUCACUCUAUUGCUGUGAAGAUGGGGUUUAUCGACGAUGUGCUUGUGGGCAAUUCUCUGGUUGAUAUGUAUUCGAAGUGUGGAGAACUGGAAGAUGCAAGGAAAGUUUUUGAUUCGGUAAAGAAUAAGGAUGUAUAUACUUGGAACUCAAUGAUAACAGGGUAUUGCCAAGCAGGUUAUUGUGGGAAGGCUUAUGAAUUAUUUACAAGGAUGCAAGAUGCAAAUGUAAGACCAAAUAUUAUCACAUGGAACACGAUGAUCUCAGGAUAUAUUAAGAAUGGAGACGAGGGUGAGGCUAUGGACUUAUUUCAGAGGAUGGAAAAAGAUGGAAAAUUUUCUCGCUUCAUGCCAAAUUCGGUUACCAUUCUAAGUCUCUUACCCGCUUGUGCUAAUCUUCUUGGGGCAAAAAUGGUAAGAGAGAUACAUGGUUGUGUAUUGCGGAGAAACCUAGAUGCGAUUCAUGCCGUUAAAAACGCUUUAACAGAUACUUAUGCUAAGUCAGGGGAUAUAGGAUACUCAAGAACCAUCUUCAAGGGUAUGGAAACAAAAGACAUUAUAACUUGGAACUCGCUCAUUGGAGGUUAUGUUUUACAUGGUAGCUAUGGUCCAGCUCUUGAUCUUUUUAAUCAAAUGAAGACACAGGGGAUUAAGCCGAAUAGGGGAACUCUUUCGAGUAUUAUCCUUGCGCACGGUCUAAUGGGAAAUGUAGACGAAGGAAAGAAAGUAUUCUACAGCAUUGCGAAUGAUUACCAUAUUAUUCCUGCUCUGGAACAUUGUUCUGCUAUGGUAUCUUUGUAUGGACGAUCCAACAGACUUGAAGAAGCUCUGCAGUUUAUCCAGGAGAUGAAUAUUCAAUCAGAGACACCCAUCUGGGAAAGCUUCUUAACUGCCUGCAGGAUUCAUGGUGAUAUUGACAUGGCAAUCCAUGCAGCAGAGAACUUAUUCUCCUUGGAACCUGAAAAUACGGUCACUGAAAAUAUUGUUUCGCAGAUCUAUGCAUUAGGUGCAAAACUUGGGAGAUCAUUAGAAGGAAAGAAGCCUAGGAGAGAUAACUUGCUGAAGAAACCUCUUGGGCAGAGCUGGAUUGAAGUCAGAAAUUUAAUCCACACAUUCACGACAGGUGAUCAGUCGAAAUUGUGUACUGAUCUUCUGUAUCCCUGGGUGGAAAAAAUGUGUAGGCUGGAUGAUAGAAGUGACCAAUAUAAUGGAGAACUUUUGAUUGAGGAAGAAGGAAGGGAAGAAACUUGUGGAAUCCAUAGCGAAAAAUUUGCCAUGGCGUUUGGUCUAGUUUCCUCAUCCCGUGCUCCUAAGGCGCCGAUAAGGAUCUUGAAAAAUCUUAGGAUGUGUCGAGACUGCCAUAAUACUGCAAAGUACGUCUCUAAGAGAUACGGCUGUGACAUAUUGCUGGAAGACACAAGAUGCUUGCACCACUUUAAGAAUGGAGAUUGUUCCUGUAAAGAUUAUUGAGAUCAUUUUAAUUUGAGGAUGAGUGUUGAAGGCAAGCCUGCAUCAGUCGGCCCAUGGGGAGGCCAGUGUGGUCAUGCCUGGGAUGAUGGAAUGUACACCACAAUAAAGCAAAUAAUUAUAGCCCAUGGUUCUGGAAUAGACUCCAUACAAGUUGAGUACGACAAAAACGGUAGCUCGGUUUGGUCUGAAAAACGCGGAGGAAAGGGAGGCAAGAAGUUUGAUAAGGUCAAACUUGAUUACCCACAUGAGUAUCUGAUUUCAAUCAAUGGAACAUACGGUAGCUUUGACGUCUGGGGAACUUUAUGUGUCCGAUCACUUACUUUUGAGAGUAACCGCAGAAAAUAUGGACCAUUUGGUGUUGAGUCAGGUACAUUCUUCGCAUUACCAAAAUCAGGGUCAAAGAUUAUUGGGUUCCAUGGGAAGGCUGGUUGGUAUUUGGAUGCUAUUGGUGUUCACAUUCAACCAGUUCCUAAAGAGAAUAAUCCUUCGUCGAAAAUCCUUUUGCACUCGCAUCAAAGUUUCCCUCAGGGUGAUAAGAAACAUGAGUACUCAGUGAUACAAGGAAGUGUAGGGCAAAACUUUGAUAUAGUUGUUGCCCUCAGAAAGAAAGAUCCAACUUUGCCUUCUUUUGAAUCCCGAGAUUCCGCAGGUGCCGAGAUCACCAAACAUAAGUUGGUGACAGAUACUGAGAAGUUGCAGUCAAAAGUUGAAGGUGGCGCGAAAACAUAUGGACCAUGGGGUGGAACCGGAGGUAUCAUGUUUGACGAUGGGAUUUAUACCGGUAUUAGACAAAUCAAUUUGUCACGCAGUGUCGGGAUUGUGUCGAUAAAGGUCUGUUAUGAUUUUAGAGGACAAGCUGUGUGGGGAAGCAAACAUGGUGGCACGGGAGGAUUCAAACAUGAUAAGAUUAUAUUUGACUACCCAUCAGAGGUUUUAACACAUGUAACGGGAACAUAUGGGCCGUUGAUGUAUAUGGGACCUAAUGUGAUAAAGUCACUGACUUUCCACACCAACAGAGGAAAGCAUGGACCUUAUGGAGAAGAACACGGACCUUCUUUUACACAUCAAAUUGACGAGGGUAAAGUUGUUGGAUUCCUUGGAAGAGAGGGUUUGUUUCUUGAUUCCAUUGGUGUUCAUGUUAUGGAAUGCAAAAUAAGUUCCCUUAAGCCAUCAUCUCCUCACAAUGCAAUUGUUCCUCAUAAUAACUCCGGCACUGCGCAAAUCGAAAAUUCCCCAUGGGCUAAUAAGCUAGUCCUCGCAGCAAACGGCCAUGGUGAAGAGGUUGAUCGUGGAGUCGUCAAAGAACCAACACCGAGCGGUCCUGGACCGUGGGGAGGCGACGGAGGUCAAGCUUGGGACGAUGGAGUAUUUUCAGGGAUCAAGCAGAUAUUUGUGACAAGAGGAAAUGAUGUUAUCUCUUCAAUACAAGUCGAGUACGAUAGAAAUGGACAAUCUGUUUGGUCCACUAAACAUGGUGGUGAUAACAAUGGAGUCGCCACACACAGAAUUAAACUUGAGUAUCCAAACGAAACGAUCACCUGCAUUUCAGGGUAUUACGGACCUCUAAACAAUUCAGACAGAUAUAAUGUUGUCAAGUCUCUGAGUUUCUACACGAGCCGUGGGAAGUAUGGUCCAUAUGGUGAAGAAACCGGGACGUUUUUCACUUCGACUACAACACAAGGAAAAGUUUUGGGGUUCCAUGGAAGGAGUAGCUUGCACUUGGACGCCAUUGGAGUGCAUAUGCAGCAUUGGCUUGGGAAUAAUAAGCCUUAUUACAGCAGGGCUAGUUGUUUCAAACUCUUCUCAUAAUCUUAUCUGCGCACAACAAGAUAACAUCUAACCUCGUAUGGUCCGAUCGACGCUUACAGUCUAUCCAUUAAGAGUUACAAUAACACUGUUUCUAUAAACAGAAUAAUACGAA
Arabidopsis arenosa is the source of this 4584-nucleotide messenger RNA. NCBI's taxonomy places the organism in Eukaryota, Viridiplantae, Streptophyta, Magnoliopsida, Brassicales, Brassicaceae. The record is from the annotation of a GenBank genome assembly.